Molecule: messenger RNA, 1440 nt
Organism: Glarea lozoyensis ATCC 20868
Lineage: Eukaryota; Fungi; Ascomycota; Leotiomycetes; Helotiales; Helotiaceae
Product: Cysteine proteinase
Exons: 3
Coding region: 1-1440 (479 amino acids)
Biological process (GO): protein deubiquitination
Cellular component (GO): cytosol; nucleus
Molecular function (GO): cysteine-type endopeptidase activity; cysteine-type deubiquitinase activity
Source: RefSeq, a predicted model, not a curated record
AUGGGUGCUGUCGCAAUAGAGGCAAUGCCUCAUCAGAAAGGGUUCGGGAAUGUCGCAAGAUCUCCGACCUCUGCUCUAUCAGCAACAAGGCCGUUCAAAGGAUCCCCUAACGUCAUAUUCAAGCACUCGCGCUCCCAUCAAGACCUUCCGGUACGGUUAAGAGAUAAAACCCGAAGACCAUCUUCAAAGGAGGAUCGAUCACCUUCGCCUUCGCCGAAGAGAUCUCACACCGGAGGUGGCGGUCGGCCAGCAAAGCAAGUAAAGCGCAGUGGAACUGAUGUUCAAAUCAAUUUCAAAGGGCUAAAAUCGACAGAGCGUUCCGGCUUAGAAAAGAAUACGGAGCUCGGUUCUCUAAAGCGGGCUCGUGAGCCAGCAGCCGUUGAUGAUUUUUACAGCAAGCGGAUGAAAAUCUGCAAAUUGGAUGAUGCAAAUAUUGACGACCAUACGAGGAGAGUGCAGGCGUCAAAUUGGGCUUUGAUAAUCAAGCAACAAAAACUAAAGGCCGACAGCAUCAUAUCCGAUCUUUCAAAGACACCACCUACUAUACAGAGAGGAUUUGACAAUUUCACUGGGGUCUUGUGCUACCGAAUAUCUUUGAUUCAAGCUUUAUUGCACAUCCCCAAGCUUGUAACGCUUCUGUGGGAGAACCACAUGCCAUCCUUAUGUGUGGUCGACGACCGAAAGGACUGCUCAGCUUGCGCUCUUCGUGGCGUAGUGAUUUCGUACUGGAAGGUGCAGAAUAGUUCUACCCUAUUAGCCAUGUUUCGAAACCUACACGCCUUACUCAGACGGCGUGGUUGGACAGAAAUGGGGCAAGGUGACCCAAAUGAACAACUUACAUUCUUAUUCAGAAUCCUUCGCGAGGAUUUACCUAUCGCCACAUAUUCAGACAUCGAUUCGCUCUUCUCGUCUUCUAUCAACCAAUCCAUCCCUUGUUCUUGUGGGCACUCUUCCAUUACAACUUCAUCGCAGACCCAGAUGACAGUUUGCCUGGCACCCCAAUUACGGAACGGUACCCUUCAGCAGUACAUUGCACGUGGUGUAACAGAUACUGUUGACUAUCAGUGCGAAGCAUGUAAGAAGAAUGGCCAAUGCAAGAAGACACGUCUUUUCGAUGACUUAUCAGAAAUCCUUGCUAUCCAUCUCUCACGACGUGAUGCCUUCGGUCGUAAGAUCAAGACUACAGUCAACGUUUCACACACCCUUGAUCUCACAUUAUUGAAAAGUAAGAGUAAGACGGAUAACGAGAGAUGGAAAUACGAGCUCAUAUCCGUCAUCCAGCAUAGUGGAGGUGAUAAUUCUGGUCAUUACAUAUGCAGUGCCGAGGGACCAGAUAAGCAAUGGAGGAUGUUCAACGACCGGAGCGUGUCAAGAACCGAGGUUGGCGCUGUGGAACGGUCGUUCUCUCCUGUGAUGUGCUUCUACAGGAGGGUUAGAUGA